GUGGCAGGUCUCCUCGGCCGGGCAAAGGGGGAGGAGGGGGAGGUGGCUCCGGCUUCGCCUCCUUUCCUCCCUUGCAAGGCUCCUCAGCAGCCCCAGCGGAAGGCAGAACCUCGGGCUCGGGAGCCGCCAGCCGGCACUCACUGAAGGGAAAGGACCCAGCAUGCCGGCGACCUGGCUCGCGUGUCUGUUAGCUGCCCCCAUUGCUUGGAUUCACACCGCCUCUGCCAUUUUCCUGGGGCGCCGCACAUGCCCGGCAGCAGCACGGGGGGGGGGGGCUUCCCUCCGCCUUUGUGUCCUCCCUUCACAGCCCCCUGACAAACCCACCGCCUCCGCCCCUACCACCAUGCUGCGGACCCAGCUCGGAGGUUUCGGUGGUGGGUUUUGGAAGAGGGAGUGGGGGGAGGGCCCGCUUCGGCAGAGAUAAAAACUCUCUCGCGUUCUGCGAAUGCGGCAUGCGCCCCAAAACUAAACUAACUAAAACAACAACAGGGGGACAAAGAGCGUGCGGGGUGGCGGAGGUGGCGAUAGCGAGGCUGGCCACCCUCAGGAGCUCUAUCUAGGGCCGUCUUAGGUAUGGCUUAUUUUCGGGGUGUGGCUUAUAUUUCUCAAAUGCUUGAAAAUCCUGCUACGUCUUAUAUUAUGACUACGUCUUAAAAAGGGGGAAACAUGGUAUGUAUGAAAUUCACCCUCUUCGUUUAUCAACUGGUCUAAUGUUAAUAUACCCAGAUUCAUCCACCUCUCCCAUACGACCAUUUCUUUCCUGAUUUUUAAAGACGGGUUUCCGUCUUUAAAAGUAUUAAUGUACAUAUUUAGACCCAAGUAUUAAUGUACAUUGUUGAGUAUUAAUGUUGAGUAUUAAUGUACAUAUUUAGACCCAAGUGCUACCUAUCUUUCUAGAGGUGCUACAUAGGAAUAUUCUAAAGCAGCCCAAUUUGGACAGUUGUUUUCAGUUAUGGGUCACCAGAAUUGUCACCUGACAGUAAAUACGCUUGGUGAUACAAUUCUAAGUCUGGGAUCCAAAAUCCUCCUCCUUUCAUCGGCAUUUGCAUUUUUUGCAUAGAUAAUCUUGGAACUGAAGAGCCCCAAAGGCAUUUUCUAAACAAAGGUUUAAUUUUGAGAACAUAUUUUCUUGGUAUGUGAAUUGGAAUUCCUCUUAAGAUAUAAACUAGUCUAGGUAUUAUGUUCAUUUUAAGAGCAGUGACUUUUCUCCACAGGGUCAGGUUCAAUGACUCCUAUCCAGUGCUUUUUUUCUAUAAAAAAAAAAGUUUAGGAGUUCUCUCAUUUUCCUACUCAUAUUGAAAUGUUGCUCCUCAAUGAGGCCAAACUUAGAUUCACAAAAUGUUUAAGGGCGUGCCUACCCAUGUUUCUCCCCAGAAAAAAGCACUGCUCCCAUCUGUCGAUGUCACUGAGACCUCAUGGUAUAUUUUGUUGAUGUCACUAAUAAUGACACUAAUUUAGAGAAGUCUCAUGGUAUUAAUGUGCCUAGAUAUUUAAUGUUGUCUUUGCAAAUAUGAAAUUGGUAUUGUUUAAACGGGUGCUUUUUUCUGGGGGGACGCAGGAGUGGGUGUGCUUCUCUACUUGCCCCUGGAACACCCCAGAGAGGGUGAGAAUGUGCAAGAGGGCAGCCCAGGGGCAAGUGGAGGAGUGCCUCCCCCCACUCCCCUGCUGUCCAUGAGCAUCUGCUAGUGAGCGCUGGGUGUGCCGUGGGGGCAGUUUCUUCACUCUGCUUAAUCAGGGAGCUGGCCCUGCAACACUGUUCAACUUCAAAAUAAGGAAAGCUGGUCAAAGUCAUUGACACCCUUCCUUAAAUAUACAUUCAUGUACAGCCCCCCCCCAAGAAACCACUCCAUAGAAUGACAGAACUGCAGUGUUGGAAGGGACCCUAAGGGCCAUCUAGUCCAACCCCCUGCAAUGCAGGAACCGCACCAGAGUUUGGGUUCAAGGGAGAGGCAUAGAAGGCUCAGCUGUGAUUCUGCCUGGGGGAGCCAUGGAGGUUGAGGGAAAAGAAGAGAGCAUGAAGUGGAGGGCGCGUGGCUCACAGAAGCUGGAAGGGACCCCCAAGGGUCAUCUAGCCAUACCCCCUGCCAUGUGGGAAUCCACCAAGUGCCUGAGGAAGCUGCCUGCCUUGGCUUGGACCUGAGGGACUGCCUCCUCCAUCCUAAGGAAGCCAGGACCCUCUGCAACACACCACAACCCCUCCCCAACCCUGACGUUCCACUUUCUCAACUGCCCUCGUCGCUUGGCCCCCUUUCCUCAGCGCCUGCACCAGCUCCUGGUCGAACUUGGCAGCCUGGGUGACCAGCCGGGGGUCUCCCUCUAUGGCGAUGACGGAGAGACCCAGGCCAAAGGCCAGGAAGCGAGAGAGGAGGCCUUGGGGUAAAGGGGACGGACGGACGGCGGGAACAAGACAGGAUAAAUAAAGUAUACUUUGCGAGACUCCGAAAAGGAAGAGCAACCUGAUGCCUCCUCCAUCCCUCCUUACCUGGCCAGCACUCACGUCAACCACCUGGCGGCACCCCGUGAGGUCACUCAGCCGAGUCAGGGAGGCCCCUGUGGAGCUGUCCAUUCAGGGAGUGAAGGUGGAGGGACCCCUGGUGGAUUCAGUGAGGGGCAGUGGCUGCUUCCCAGGAGAGGGAGAGGAGGAGGAUGGGCAGCAGCAGCAGGAGAGGAAACCAGGUGUGGCUGGAGGAAGAGGUAGAAGGGAGUGUGCGAAGGUAAUAAAUAAUAAAAAUAAAUGUGUACUCUGCCUCUUCCCCUGACUCAGGGCAGCUUACAGAUAACAUAAGAAGAGCUGAUGACAAUAAAAAAUAAAGCAUUAACAGGAUUAAAACUAUGUAUGUAUGUAUGUAUGUAUGUAUAUGUAUGUACCGUAUAUAUGUAUGUAUAUAUGUCUCUAUCUAUCUCCCAUCAAAUGUCAAGAAAAUAAACAACUAUCCAACUUUUAGAAAACAUCUGAAGGCAGUCCUGUUUAGGGAAGUUUUUAAUAUUUGAAAUUUUAUUCUGCUUUUAAUGUUCUGUUGAAAGCCGUCCAGAGUGGCUGGGGGAACCCGCCCAGAUGGGCGGGGUAGAAAUAAUAAAUCAUCAUCAUCUAUCAAUGCAUGUUCUGUUAAAAACACACAGAUAAUUACAAAAAAAAUGGCACAUUAAAAGCAGCAUUAAAAACACAUCCCGUCAGGAAAAAUCCAAGGAAGUCAUUGUUCACGCCAGGAAUAGCUGAUGUGGAACUUUCUGCCGCAAGAGGCAGCCAUGGCCGCCAGUCCCAAAGGCUCUGCUUUCCCUCCACCACAGUCAGAGGCAGAUGAGCUUCUGAAUGCCAGUUGCUGGCUGGCCACCUGGAGGCUGCGCCAGAUGGGCCCCCUUUGGCCUGAUCCAGCAGCCAGGCUCUUCUGAUGUCCUCAUGGAACCUCCAGGUGCAGAGGCAGUCUAUCUCAUUCCUAGUUUCUUGGGAAUUGACUAGGCGGGGCAUUGGCUGGAUCCAGCGGCUUUUAUGCUCCACGGAGGAGUAAAUAUAAGGGCUGGCGGAAGCCCGGCUGAUGACGCCCGGCUAUUGGUUUUGCUUAUGAAAAUUGUAUUUGUUAUUUUGGGGGUUUUCUUUUUAAUGGUCAUGUCUCUUUCUGUUGAAACUGAGCUGCCUUGUAGGGAAACGUUUGAGGAAAAGCAGACGGGCAAAUUCUAAAUGGAUGGGCUGCAAAACAAAACCACUCGCCCUGCAGAGGCGGCUUCUGAGAGAGCGCAGAGGAGCCGAGGCGGAGCGGAUCUGUUGGCAACCCCUGUCACGCUAGAGGGCCGCCAGCCUGCCUCCGCCUCGCAGCCGAGUGGCUUUGCCUACGUCAGAACUCUCCGGCCCCGCCCCUCGCCAGCGAAGCGUCGUCCUAGCAACUCCGUCGCCCGCCAGAGCACUCCAUCCGCGGGGAUCCCCCCGCCGGAAACCGAAUGGGACGACCCAAACGCUAUUUGCCCCGUCGGUCCGCUGUGCUAAGAUUGGGCCCCUUCGGCUCCCUUCUCUUCUAGGAGAAGCGGACAUAGAGAUACGAAAGGUUGGGGGGGAGAAGGAGAGAGAACAAACCACCUCAGUAUUGCAGAGAAGAGAGGGAUUUUGUGUGAGGAAAGUAAAUCGAUGCCGCACACCAACUUCCGGUCUGAAACGGAACCUGCGGCCUUAGAACGUGAUGGCCGCUCUAACUUGUGGCGCGUCUAUAGUCUGCGCGUCCUUCUAGCAAGCCCCGCCCCUACUCCCCGCCCACAAAUUCUGUGCCAAUGCUUCCUUGGCCUGGGGAUCUGGCCGAGGGAUGCUGACGCGCCAAGAAUGAUCCAUUCCUUCCUUCAUUCUUCCAGCCUCUGCUGUGCUUCCAUGUUGCCUUCCUCUUCUCUUCUCUUCUCGCCCCCCUUCAGUCCAGUCCCUGACAAGGGACUUGGGCUAGAUGAGGGUUGCCCGGUUCCAAAAGAUGAAAAUCUUUGCAGUUGUGAAAAAUAUUUUUUUAAAAAAAUCAAUGGGAGAAAGCCCCAAAGAACUCCGUGGCCCCGAAUGUGCAAAGGGGUGGGUGGGGAACCGGGGAAAGGCCUCUUCAUUUUCUGUGGCGAAAAGCGCUUUAGAACUCUUUCCCCAUUCAUAGAGAAAUCGCCCCCCCCCGUCUUUGCAGGUGAAGCUCCACCCCGGGAGCGCCUUGCCUCCGACCUCACCUAGCAACCAACCCAUCCAGGCUCCCAUUGGUGGGGUGGCUCCGGUGCCAAGAGGCGCGCUCGCUCGGCUCAUUGACCGCCGCCUUCCUCUUCAUCCCCGCCACCUUUUCCCUUCACGUGACACAUGGCCCGGUGCAAAAGCAAGAUCCAGAUCCAGACCCAGAUUUGGGGCGGAGGGGGGUGUCCUGCCCUCUUUUCCUCCUCUCGCUCCCUCCUUCCCCCGCAGAGGCGAGAGAGGGGGGGCGUCUCCGAUCCGCAAAGGUCAGAUCAGAGCGGCUCUGCUGCCAAUCAAGUUUGCAAGGAACUUUUUUUUUUUUGCAAUUGAGAGAAAAGGCGACUUGGUAGGAAUCCUAGUAAUUGCGGGACAUCUUUUUGCCCUGAGAAGGACAGGUGCUUGCUCCUAGAGGGACUGAAGACGUGAAUCUGUGAGCCAGACUCCCAAGUUGCAAUCUGCAGAGACCAAAAUCGUGUGCCUAGGACUGGCCUUCUGAUAGGCCAAGCAUGGAUGGCAGAGGAUUCAAGUUUUCACUUCUCUUUGGAAUAGUCGCCUAUUCUUUUUGGACUCCUGGAACUGGACUCCCAGCAUGGAAUGAGCUCCGGGGGAGUUCGGUUUUGCUUCCUAUCGACAUUCCCCCAGGAAAAACAGUGGACAAAAUAAAAUGGGAUUUCUACUCCCAAACGGGAAAUAAUACUGGUUAUCAGAUUGCUGAAAUAAGCAAUGGAAUAUUGAAAUGUAUUAAGGCCUGUGGCCAGUUUGAACAGCGGAUCGAAAUGGUCAAUGAGACCACCCUGAGGAUCAAUGACCUAAAAAUGGAGGAUAGUGGGCUCUACAAUGCUCAUGUGAGAUUUAUUGGAGAUGUGUAUCCAACAUACUCGUUCAACCUCACUGUCCAUGGGAGUGACGACGAUAUCUCUGGCAUCACUACUGGAGCCACCUCAGAUCAAGCAAAGAAGGUCUCCCCCACCAGAGAAGCAGUACUGCAAGGUGCAGAUCUACCCUGGUACAUAAUACUGAUUAUUAUUAUUGGGAUCCUGGCUGCUGUCUUUCUCAUUGUACUUUGGUGCAAGAGGGAAGCAUUAAACACCAAAUUUCAAAAGGUUUUCUGCCACAGAAAUUCCACACCCAAAGUGGUAACUUUGGAAAGUGCCUCUCUUCAGAAUGGCUAUGCAAAAUGUCGCCGUUCGGAGCCAGACGAAAUCAGUGACUCUACCCUCCCUCUGAACGGACCACUUGAAAAUAGCUGAUGGGUCUUGGCAGACCUCUUACUGUGCCACGGACUGUUUUAAAUUCUAUUUUUAUUACUCCCCUUAUUACUUAUAAUGCAUUUUGUUGCAUUGCAAUCUGUGUUGAAUAUAAUUCAAAUUGCAAUGCAGAAUAUAGUGGUACCUCGGUUUAAUAACAGUCCGGUUUAAGAACGAUUUGGUUUACAAACUCCGCAAAACCAGGAAUAAGUGUCUUGGUUUGAGAACUUUACCUUGGUAUAAGAAGGGAAUCCAAACGGUGGAAGGGCACCGGCGGCGGGAGGCUUCAUUAGGGAAAGCGCGUUUCGGUUUAAGAACGGUUUUGGUUUAAGAAAGGACUUCUGGAACGGAUUCAGUUUGUAAACUGAGGUACCACUGUACAAUACAAAGAGUCAAUGGAACAACUAAAAAUUAAAGUUCAAUGUGAAUAUUGAAUGUGAUGGAUAGCGCCAUCUCCUGUCUUCAAGCACAAAUCCACAGAAGAUUCCAAAAUACUCUUCUGUGAGGUCCUGUUAAGUGGAUCAGUGUGAAUCGUAUUAAUUCGGUUUUGGUAUUGCUUCAUUUCCUCUUCUUAUAAGCUCACAUUUGGUUCAUCACAUUUUCACAUUGAUUUGCUUGGGAAUCCCUAGACUAGGUCCAAGCACUGAUUGCGGGUUGGGGGAUCAUCCAGUCAUAUGGAAGGUUUCCUGAUCUGCCUUACGGUUCUUCUAGAAUCUUUUCAGCAGCUGCCAUGCGGAAUACCUUGUGGCAGGGGUCAGCAACCUUUUUCGGCCGUGGGCCGGUCCACCGUCCCUCAGACCUUGUGGGGGGCCGCACUAUAUUUUGGAAAAAAAAAUGAACAAAUUCCUAGUCACUACAAAUAACUCAGAGAUGCAUUUUAAAUAAAGGCACAUGUUCUACUCAUGCAAAAACACACCGAUUCCCAGACCAUCCGCCGGCCGGAUUGAGAAGGCGAUUGGGCCGGAUCCGACCCCCGGGCCUUAGGUUAGGUUGCCUAUCCCUGCAUUGUGAGAUGCAAUGGACCUCCUGUCUGAUGUUAUGUGCAAUAUGCUGCCAUUUUCUUCUCUGACAUUUGAAUGUGUUUUUAUUUUAUUUUUAACUACAGCACUUUUAUCACUAUGGCAUUCUUGGUCUUCCUGAAGGACUUCCGGUGGGUAGGCUAGGAUAUAGUUUUGAUGGUUUUGUUGAAGAGUGACACUUAUAAUGCACUGUUUGCAUUAUAAGUCUAAUGAGUCUAAGGAAAACUCAGUCUUUAUAAUGGUGAUAGGCAGUGCUGUUUUUCUAGGAAAAGAGUUGCUGGAACGCCUCUCACGUUCUCUUAGAAUGGCCAUGGCACCCACCUGAGAGGUAUCAGAACUGAGUUCUGGCAUGUUCUGGCUGAAAAAAACACCCCAUAUUUAUUGAAGUAAUAUACAAAGUUUACACACGUGGCAGUAUUUUUUAAAGCAUUAUAUUAGAUAUAGUAUUUGCAUAUUUUAUACUGAGCUGUAUUCUUUUUAUCUUUGUGGUAUUACUCUGGAUAUGAAGUGCCUGUCCUUGUAGCAAUUUUAGUGAGAUCUUUGGAUUUAAAAUAGGAGAAAUUUCUGAUAGACCUUUUAAAGAAAAAGCUGUGAAGUUCAAAUAGUGUGUAGUUUUCAAUGUCUUUUAUUCCUGUUUAUGGACUGUACAGCUUUGAAUUGUUUUAAUAUUUCUAUUUCUUCUGGGGAAUAAUAAUAAUUUGCACUGCUUUAAAAUAUAGUCCAAAUCAAUUAAAAAUUAGCCUCUAUACAGGUGAUGUAAAUCUAAUAUUGAAAGAGCCAGAAAUAUUAGUACCACCACUGAAAUUUCUUGGGGUUUCUGGAUGUAAAAUUCAUCAGAAUGGCUGAUGAAUACAGUGGUACCUUGGUUUAAGAACAGUUUAUUUUAUGAACAACUUGGAUUAAGAACACUGCAAACCCGGAAGUAGGUGUUUUGGUUUGUGAACUUUGGCCUUGGAAUAAGAACACUGUUCCGCUUCCUGUUGAGUGUGUUCCAUUUAUAAAUGGAGUCCCCCACUGCUUUGGGAAAGCAUGCCUUGGCUUAAGAACGCUUUGGUUUAAGAACAGACUUCCGGAACUGAUCAAGUUCGUAAACCAAGGUACCACUGUACUGUAUACAACAAAUGUGGCAUCUCCAAGGAAACACUGAUUAAAAAAUUAGGUAUAUGGGUAACUGAGCCCUCUGGAUGAUGUGACAUCUUGUAAUCUACCCAGAGAGGUUAAAAUGGAUAUGAAAAAGUCUUAAAACAUUUCCGUAACUGAGAUGAACAUGCUUCCGUGCACUUUACUGUAUUUCUUUUUAGAUUAUACCUAUGUAAGUGAAUAACUCCUGGCUUACCUUUGCUAUGUGUUCAGAAGCCUAGAAAAACAAUUUAGCCUUAAAAACCGGGACACCCUUUGCUGGAACACCUUGGCAGCUGCAAAAUGUUGUUUGAUCCUACCAGCACUUAUCGGGAUGGAAUUAUUUAACGUUACAUAAACUGGUGAAUAAUUGUAAUUGGAUUGUAUUCCAGUUACAGUACUGUGAAAAAGGGCUGUAUUUUAAAAACUGAUCACAGGACUUGGUAAGGCUUAGUGUUUUUUCAUUGCAAAGGUAGGGGGUGGGUUAACCCCAAUGGCUUAGUCCCAAGCUCCUGGAUAGAGUUUGAGAGUGUUUACAUACAACUUCAACUGGCUUGCUAAAACCAGGUGAGGGGAGCCGAUGGGUCUCAAACCCUCUGUGAUUUAGAACUUGCCCUGCAUGCAAAGACAGGCUCCGGCAAACUGAGCGGGCCAGACCAAGAAUGGGUCCAGCAGUCAAGAAGGCGGUUUCUACACAUGCUGUAGAGGGAAGUUGAAAGGCUUGUUUGCCUCUGUGAUACUGAUUGACUACUUUCUCUAAUUUUGUUCAUGUUGUAUUGAUUGAAUGUUAUCAUUUGUGACUCCAUUGUAUAUUUUCUGCUUAAGAAGUGUAAAAUAAUAUAAAAAAAUUCCUUCAGUAGCACCUUAAAGACCAACUAAGUUUAUAUUUUGGUAUGAGCUUUCGUGUGCAUGCACACUU
This is a messenger RNA of Zootoca vivipara (common lizard), 8979 nucleotides long. RefSeq lists its product as uncharacterized. Gene Ontology annotation, cellular component: membrane. Lineage: Eukaryota; Metazoa; Chordata; Lepidosauria; Squamata; Lacertidae. The record is from RefSeq and is a predicted model, not a curated record.